Molecule: messenger RNA, 1018 nt
Organism: Frankliniella occidentalis (western flower thrips)
Lineage: Eukaryota; Metazoa; Arthropoda; Insecta; Thysanoptera; Thripidae
Exons: 4
Coding region: 91-699 (202 amino acids)
Source: RefSeq, a predicted model, not a curated record
UCGACCUUCACUGAGCUGUUUGGGCAAACACGCGGCUUGGCGGAACAAUAGUGUGGUAUGACCGCGCAGUAGCUCCCGACUCUUUUUACAAUGCCGAGUUCACUACUUACUUCAGCUGCUAAUGUCCUCCUCCUUUUUAAAGCAGUCAUCAACUCAUGCGCUACUCCCGUCGCAGGGCCAUACAUCAUAAUUCCAGAUCGUGCUGAGGCCUGCCCGCGGAGUGAAAUGGCUUUAGACUUCCCCAUGGACUUCAAAAUUGUACGCGAUCGAAAUAACACUAACUACUUCUUUGUGGCAGUAGAUUGGGCAAGCCAAUUUACAUUCGACGACACAAAAGAUGCACUGCUGACAUUCGCGUCAUGGGGAACGAGAGGAGGAUGGAAAGAAAACGCAAUGAUCAUGAAGUUCAAGAAGUUGUGUACCACAAUCAAAACACAUCUUCCAAAAAUUUGGCACGAAAUUCUUGUGCGCAUGACGAGCAACGUCACCGAAACACUUCAAGACUGUCCAUUCCCGCCAGGUGGCUAUUCGGUGCGAAACUUGUCAAGUUCAGUUCUACAACCCAAAGGAAUACCAAUGCUCUUUUAUGGAAAGUGGAAAAUUGAUGUAAAAGUUGUUGACCCAGCAGACCAAAGGGUAUUGGGCUGUAUGCGUCUGUAUGCCAGUGUAAUACCAAAGAUAGGCCAACCGGUUGGGUAAGACCUGUGAAUUGAAAGGGUUUCGGAAAACCGUCAGCACAUACAAACUACAAGCAACAUCGUUUUGGCUCGAAAGAUUAAUCAAGAACAUAGGCCUGACCCUCAUUUUGCCGUUGGCGCCGUUGCGUGUUCUGUCCCCCAAAAACAUGCUCAUCUUCGCCUCCACCUCGAACGGCGCGGCCCUUUACAGUGUGCACGAUUGCGUUCAAACGGAUUGGUCUACGACUGCAACAAUGGCAAGUUACUACUUGAACACACUGACAGUUAAAAAAAAAAAACACAAUUCUUGUUAACAAUAAACGGACCCGUAGUAAAGAAAA